This is a messenger RNA of Aedes aegypti (yellow fever mosquito), 3556 nucleotides long. RefSeq names its product spondin-1. The record is from RefSeq and is a predicted model, not a curated record. Gene Ontology annotation, cellular component: extracellular matrix. Gene Ontology annotation, biological process: cell adhesion. Lineage: Eukaryota; Metazoa; Arthropoda; Insecta; Diptera; Culicidae. The coding region runs from base 348 to 3059 and encodes 903 amino acids. Gene Ontology annotation, molecular function: serine-type endopeptidase inhibitor activity. The transcript has 8 exons.
CUAGACCCAGAACCAAAGGCAAGCGCCAGUUCAGUUUAUUUUUGACCGUCGUUUCGUUCGGACGCGCGAACUCGAAGCUUAUCAGUGUGUAGUGUGGAAGAUUUACCAACAGCACUUUUCCCACACGGAUUUUCCAGCGAAGAUAAAUAGUGUGCAUUUGGAAGUGAACGAACGGGCAGCUGCAAAAGCAACUAUAGUGAGUGAUAAACGAUAGAACGGAAGUAAAAUUUGGACCAGUUGGAUACGGAAGCACCAGUUGCAGAAACUACAGAGAUUCAGGCACGAAAAAGCCACAAACAACAAUCGUUCGCCUCGCUCUGAACCACACAGGAACCGGAUGUAGAUCAAUGAAUCCGACGAACGCGACGACAAGCGAGGUGACAACGACGACGGGGACGACGCCCUACAGCAGCGCCACCCGUCGAUGGUGGUGGUAUGGGGUACUGUUGGUGAUAGUCGUCGGACUGGGGCUUCCGUCGGCGGUGGCCCUGAGAUGCGACCGGACACCGGAGGGAUCCGGUGCGAGUAAAUCGCCUGCCGAUGGGCGCUUCCGGCUCAGGAUUUCCGGCAAUCCGGACAAGUACGUGCCCGGCGAGACGUACACCAUCAGUCUGGUCGGCAUCCGGUCCAUGCAAGUGCCCCACAAAUUUUCCGGAUUCUUCUUGGCCGCCGAAAAAGAACUGACCCUUAGUCGGCCGGAGCCACAAAACAACGGAGCACUGCACCACGUGGGAACAUUCAACCUGCUGGGGGAUGCCCUGACCAAGUUCAGCGAACGCUGCCCAAAUGCGGUAACCCAGACCAGUUCGAUACCGAAAAGCGAAAUCCAGGUCAACUGGGUGGCGCCACCAGCCGGAAGCGGCUGCAUAGCGAUCCGGGCAACCGUAGUGGAACACCGGGACGUGUGGUACAUGGACGAUGGUCCGUUGAGCAAGAUUUUCUGCGAAGACGAAGCGGACUCCGUGGAUACUCAACCACCGGUUCUAAAGGAAUGCUGCGCAUGCGACGAAGCAAAGUACGAAUUGACCUUUGAAGGCCUGUGGUCCAGGCAUACUCACCCGAAAGAUUUCCCUUCGAACGGAUGGUUGACCCGAUUCAGCGAUGUCAUUGGAGCAUCCCACACCGUAGACUAUCGCUUCUGGGAAUACGGCCAAGUGGCCAGCGAAGGAUUGAAGCAAGUGGCUGAGCAUGGUUCAACUCGGAUGUUGGAGAGUGAGCUGAAGAACCAAAGUGACAAAAUCCGGACGAUUAUCAAAGCCAGAGGCAUAUCGUAUCCGAAUGUGACAGGGAAAACGUUCGCCGUAUUCCGAGUUGACUCCAAUCAUCACUUGGUGUCGAUUGUUUCGAUGCUGGACCCCUCACCUGAUUGGAUUGUCGGGGUUUCCGGACUGGAGUUGUGUUUGACCAACUGUUCCUGGAUUGAGAACAAAAUCUUGAAUUUGUAUCCAUGGGACGCAGGAACCGACAGCGGCCCAACCUACAUCUCUCCAGACCAACCAACCAAUCCCCCGGAUGCAAUCCGGAGGAUCAAGUCAAACUAUCCGAACGAUCCUCGUUCUCCAUUCUACGACCCGAGCGGAGCGGAGAUGAAGCCACUCGCUCGUAUCUAUCUCUCCCGGCAAAGACUCUACGAGAAGAACUGCGAAUCCGAUGACGAAGACAACGAAUCGAAACAAGCGUGUGAAACCGAACCGUGGGACGAGUGGACCGAGUGCAGUUCCCGUUGCGGAAAGGGUCGUCAAACUCGCCGUCGGCUGUUCAAAUACCCGGUCAAGGCGAAGCAGGCCGACUGCAAGAAGAAGCUUUUUGAGAGGAGACCAUGUGUGGGCCCAGAACGGGACUGCGACUACCAGACCAGCCAGGAGUUGGACAUCAUCUACCAGAGUGAUCCGGAGUGUGAAGUUACCGAGUGGGGACCGUGGAGUGAGUGCAGUACUCCUUGCGGUAAGGGUAACAAGACUCGAUCGAGGAAGUACAAGAAGAAGGGAGCGCGUAAGAAGUGUGAACGGAUGCCGAAUCCACCGAGGCUGCAGCAGACGGUACCGUGCAGUGAGGAGUGCGCCGGGGACAUUUCGCAGCCGGUGAUCAGCGCUAAUAUCAACCCCGAGUGCAAGAUGUCGCAGUGGUCCGAGUGGGGACCGUGCAGCGUAACGUGCGGCCUUGGUCGCAAGAUGCGUACCCGUAUGCCGUUGAGCGCUGCCUUGAACACCAAGUUGCAUCACAAGCGAUUCGUCAACUAUUAUUUGGCGAGAAGGCGCCCGACCAUGAACGAUGACGAUGAGGACGAAGACGACGAUUCCGGAGCCGACUACGACGGUGGCUUGACGACCCUGGAUCGGGAUGAUCCGUGCUACGGGGUGGAAACCGUAGAGGAGGUCACCUGUGGCCAUGAUCUGCCGGCGUGCGAUGGACUGUACGGAGUUCCUGAACUUUGCUUCCUGGAACCGAAACCUGGCAAUUGUCGGGAUUCACAGACGAGAUGGUACUUUGACAGCGACAAGAAUGACUGUUCGAUUCUAUUCUUUACGGGAUGCGGUGGGAACAAUAAUAACUUCAUGUCCCGUGAAGAUUGUUUGGACACCUGCAGUAAAGAUCGUAAAUUCACCAACAUUCCGAUCAGAGAUCAGACGAUCAUCAACUCCGACUACUCGUCGGACUUCAAACAGGACUGCAAGACUUCGCACUGGAAGCGAGGUCCAUGCAAUGCCACUUGCGGCGAAGGUUUCCGCGUGAAAAGUCGAACAAUUCUGGCUCAUCCAUCGAACGGUGGUCACCGGUGUCCACGGAAACUCCGCAAAGUGGAACGCUGCUUUGUGCACUGUGACUCCUCUCGGCACGAUACCAAUCCUUCGUGGGGACCCAGCACCCGGUACACGCCGGAACCGAUCGAGUGCGACUAUUCGGCCUGGUCCGCGUGGUCUCCGUGUAGCAAGACGUGCGGCGAUUACGCCGUCCAGCAGCGGACACGCUACGUGCUGAACUCGGAACACGCUCGGCACUGUCCGCAUCGGCUCGAGGAGCGAAAAUGUGAUAUAAUGCCCUGUUUGCUGGGUAACUGAGAAGGAGUGACAGGGGAGGCGAGAUUUGUUUAUUGUUUUACUGAAAUACUCGUUUAACAGAUCGUAGUUGAAGCACUUUUUAGACUGUUUGUUUAACUGAAUACUCACUACACAAUCUCUAAGGUACGUUUACUAAUCAAGUUGAAACAGAUUAAUUUAACAGAUAAUUAUUUCAAACAUUGUAAUCAAAUUGAUUGGCAUAUAAUGAUGUAAUCACAAUAUCAACAAAUAUGUAUAAGUAAAAUAGGGAAACAACGUUUUUUGUACAAGACACAUACACAAACACAGACAUUCAUUGGUAUAAACGAUGAACACAUAACCACUGAAUAAUUGAUCAAAAGCAAUGAUUUGAAUGUGUAAAAAAGGCUAAUCCAUAUAUUAGUAGUAAUGCAUGUGGCGACGGUGUAACAACAAAACCAACCAAAUCCAAUGUUUAAAUGAAUCAACAAUAAAGAAACCUGGGUGACUAUUAGAAGAUGAAACUGCAUCAACCGAAA